Conger conger (European conger) is the source of this 3662-nucleotide messenger RNA. RefSeq names its product V-type proton ATPase 116 kDa subunit a 3-like. The transcript is spliced from 23 exons. Bases 154 to 2736 code for a protein of 860 amino acids. Gene Ontology annotation, biological process: proton transmembrane transport; vacuolar acidification. The record is from RefSeq and is a predicted model, not a curated record. Gene Ontology annotation, molecular function: ATPase binding; proton-transporting ATPase activity, rotational mechanism. Gene Ontology annotation, cellular component: plasma membrane; vacuolar proton-transporting V-type ATPase complex; vacuolar proton-transporting V-type ATPase, V0 domain. Lineage: Eukaryota; Metazoa; Chordata; Actinopteri; Anguilliformes; Congridae.
UGGCGAAAAACGGGAAGUAUGUGAUGAACUUCAUCAGCUGGUUACCAACUUGGUUUUACUCUGCGAUUGUGCUCUCAGGCGACUUCAUCGUGGGUGGAAUUAACCUUCAGAGUGUGUGCAAGCGAUCCUCGGAGAGAGAAGAGCGAGGUUAAUAUGGGUGCGCUGUUUCGCAGCGAGGAGGUAUGUCUGGUGCAACUUUUUCUCCAGUCAGGAUCAGCCUACAACUGUGUCAGUGAACUUGGAGAGCUGGGAUUGGUUGAAUUCAGAGAUCUGAACCCAAACGUCAAUGCGUUUCAGAGAAAGUUUGUGGGUGAGGUGAGAAGAUGUGAGGAGAUGGAGAAGACCUUCUCCAUCCUGGAGCAGGAGAUUAAUCGCUCCCUGUCACCCCCCCUGGAAGGUCCGCUUCCACCACCCUGCCCUGCCCCGUCAGCCCCCCAGCCCAGAGAACUGCUGACCAUAGAGGAGGAGAGCGAGAGACUGGCAAGAGAGCUGAAAGAGGUUUCUCGGAACAGAGACAGCCUCCGCGCUCAGCUGACCCAGCUCAGUCAGUACAGAGGAGUGCUUACACAUACACACUCCCUUACUGCCUCACAGGUCCCACCCCCCAACCUGGAAUCUUCAGGCUUAUUGGACAACAGACAGGACAUCAGACUCAGUUUUGUGGCGGGUGUGGUCCACCCUUGGAAAGCCCCCGGCUUUGAACGGUUGCUAUGGCGAGCUUGUCGUGGUUACAUCAUCAUGGAUUUUCGGGAAAUGGAACAGAAGCUGGAACUUCCAGAUACUGGGGAGAUGGUGCAGUGGACAGUUUUCCUCAUCUCCUAUUGGGGGGACCAGAUUGGCCAGAAGGUGAAGAAGAUCUGUGAUUGCUUCCACACUCACAAUUUUGCAUACCCAGAGAGCCCAGCAGAGAGGAUGCAGAUUCUGCAAGGGUUGGAGGGCAGGAUCGAAGACAUUAAAACGGUGCUGUCCCAGACAGAGCAGUACCUGCAGCAGCUGCUGGCCCGUGCGGUGAUCGUCCUGCCCCAGUGGAAGGUCCGGGUCCAGAAGAGCAAGGCAGUCCAGAUGGUUCUGAACCUCUGCAGCCCGUCUGUCACAGACAAAUGCCUGAUCGCAGAGGCCUGGUGCCCAGUCAGCCAGCUACCUGCGCUACAGAGCGCUCUGAGAGAAGGAGCGAGGAAGAGUGGUAGUGGGGUGGAGUCGUUCUACAACCGUCUCCCCUCCCCAACUGCGCCCCCCACCCUUUUCACCACAAACUCCUUCACUGCUGGAUUCCAGAGCAUUGUUGACGCCUACGGUGUGGCCAGCUACAGAGAGGUCAACCCAGCGGUGUAUACUAUAAUCACCUUCCCCUUCCUAUUUGCUGUCAUGUUUGGGGACGUGGGGCAUGGGCUGCUUAUGACUCUUGCCGCACUCUGGAUGGUCCUGGAGGAGAAGGACCCCAAACUGAGGAACAACACAAACGAGAUUUGGAGGAUGAUGUUUGGAGGCAGAUAUCUGAUUCUGCUCAUGGGUUUGUUCUCCAUUUACACUGGAGCUGUGUACAACGAAUGCUUCAGUCGUGGACUAAGUCCCUUCACCUCCGCCUGGCAUCUGCAGCCCAUGAUCCAUCACUAUAACUGGAGUGAUGACAUCCUCAGGCAGAACCAGUAUCUUCAGCUGGACCCCAGUGUGGAGGCUGUCUUUCAGGGCCCAUACCCCUUUGGCAUCGACCCGAUUUGGAGAUUAGCCAAUAACCACCUGACCUUCCUAAACUCCUAUAAGAUGAAGAUGUCUGUGAUCAUUGGUGUCAUACACAUGACAUUUGGAGUCUGCCUGUCCUUCUUCAACUAUACGCACUUUGGGGAAGUCAGCAGUGUGUUGCUGGUCUUGAUUCCAGAGCUUGUUUUCAUGCUGUGCCUGUUUGGGUAUCUGGUAUUCAUGAUCGUAUAUAAAUGGAUUGCCUUCGGGCCGUUGGAGUCCAAGAAUGCCCCCAGCAUCCUCAUUCACUUUAUCGACAUGUUUCUGUUCACGCAGAAUGGAGAUAACCCCCCGCUUUAUUCUGGACAGUUUAUAGCACAGAUGGUGCUGGUCAUAUUUGCUGUGUGCUCGGUUCCUGUCCUACUCCUGGGGAAGCCAGUACACCUCCUCAUCAGACACAGAAACAAGCCUCGCCACACAGUGAGUGGAGAGCGAUGCCCUCUGCUGUCUGAAAACGGCUCCAUCAAUGCCCUGCCAGGAGAUGUAGAGGAAGGAAGACAAGGUGAACCAGAGAAGGAGUUAGAUGUAUCUGAGGUGUUCAUGCACCAAGCCAUCCACACCAUAGAGUACUGCCUGGGCUGCAUCUCCAACACCGCCUCCUACCUGCGUCUGUGGGCCCUCAGCCUGGCUCACUCGCAUUCUGCAAAUUUUUUCAACAAUGGUGCUUUACUGGGGCCUCUUGCUGAUAGCUUCGCUCAAACGUCUUCUAACUGUAACAGCACUUCCAGACAUAUCAAGUCUUCUGAAAGUCUGGAUUUAGAGUCUUUAGAUUCCUUUGGAUUCAGAGCUGUCGGAGGUGCUGUGGGUGAUGGUGAUGAGGAUCCCAUUGUCCAUGCAAGGCUACGUGGGCUCGGUGGUGCUGGCGGUGGUCUUCUCGUUCUUUGCGCUGCUCACGGUCAGCAUCCUGCUGGUUAUGGAGGGUCUCUCUGCCUUCCUGCACGCGCUCCGUCUGCACUGGGUGGAAUUUCAAAACAAAUUCUACAGUGGAACGGGCUAUAAACUCAACCCCUUCUCCUUCUCUGCAAUAACUUCCUUAGCCAAUUAAUAAUGGUUGCUAAUUAAAAGUUCAAAUUAGUGAUUGUUUUUGCACUUAUGAUCAUGUGUUACUAACCGCAUACUUCUUGUCAAUCUAUAUUGAUAUUAUUUUAGGCUUUCUUUUUGUCUUUUUUAAAUUAUGAAUCACUGGCACAAAUAAAAAAAAAACAAUGGGUGAUUUGUUCAACUCACAUUGAAAUAUUUAAAAACCUUUUCUUUAAAUAUGUCUCCAUUUCCCCCUUUUUUAAUUUGUGUUGAAUUUGCAUUAAACAUUUGCAGAGUGUGUCUGCAGAGAUGAGUUAAUGUACGUUUUUCAGUACAGUAUUUGUCCUUUUUUGCAUGCCUGUGCUCUGGUUUCUUGGGUGAGUCAGAACCCUCACUGCUGGCAUUACAGUAGCAUUACAGCCCAUUGCUAAAACGCUGAUCCUUUGUGACAGGACAUGAGAAUUAAGGAGAACGCCCCUGUUGGCCAGUCUAGCCCAUUCAUCCUGAUCAGGUUGAUGGAGCCCGUCUGCUGUCAGAAUGGGCCUUAAUAUGCCUUGAGUGAUAACCCCCCCCCCCCCACACACACACACACACACACACACAUACAUACCUCUCCCUCUUUCUCUCCCUAAGUGUGAAAUGUAGUCAAGGCUCUCAAUUUGCAUGUGAUGGUGUCAUUAUCAAGGAUAUUAGGACAUGACUGUCUACUGAUGAGCAUGAGUACAUACUGUGCACAUUUAGACUGCACCAUCUAUUCACAUGUUUAUGCUAAUCAUACCUCCCUUCUCCCCCUCCCUGACCCAUAUUUUACAUUACAUUUUACUUCCACUGUCUGUCAAACAUGAUCAAUGCAAAGGAAAUGAUAAAAAAAUGUUUUCUAAAUAAAUUGUUGCUUAUCUUGUGAA